This is a messenger RNA of Synchiropus splendidus (mandarinfish), 4571 nucleotides long. RefSeq names its product tousled-like kinase 2 (gene tlk2). Gene Ontology annotation, biological process: intracellular signal transduction; peptidyl-serine phosphorylation; chromosome segregation. Gene Ontology annotation, cellular component: nucleus. The transcript is spliced from 21 exons. Gene Ontology annotation, molecular function: protein serine/threonine kinase activity; ATP binding. Bases 640 to 2739 code for a protein of 699 amino acids. Lineage: Eukaryota; Metazoa; Chordata; Actinopteri; Syngnathiformes; Callionymidae. The record is from RefSeq and is a predicted model, not a curated record.
GGCAGGCGUGGACACACCGAAGGUGAACUACUUGAACAAUCUCACGAGAAAAUAUGAGAUUUUACUGAUUAUUGUUUACAUUGCAAAAAAAAAACAUGAAAACCGAACCGAAUCGAUCCGGAUUUAACUGAAACGCCCGCAAGCAAGAGAACUUCCGAAACAGAUUCUCCCGCGGCGGCGAGGAAGAAGAUCGAGGCAACUUUGUUGGGACCGAAGACCCGAAAUCCAUCUCAUCGCGGGGGAGAAAAGAUAGAGGGGCAAUUGACGGCAGCUUAAGGACAUCAUUUAUACCUGCUGGAAAAAAAGGGGGAGCCUCGAGAGUCGCCAUUGUGACUAUUAGACAGAAAAAUACUAUGGUCCUCGUGUGGAUGGAUAUGAUGGGGAUCCCCGCAUAAGGAGAAGAAAGGCGGGUUUUGGGAUACCCGGAGUCGUAGAGGCCUCUGAGGGAAUCCUCCGCUCUCUACCACGACUUCAACCCCGCACGCUCUCGCGUUAGCUCCGGGACGACCACGACGCGAGGGCCGCGGCUGUGAAUGCGGCCUAGCCUGGGAGGGUCUGUCGAACACCGGGGAAACAACGGCGACGUUUUCUGGACUUACCACAGGCCCCUGGAGGACCGCAAACACGCUGAAAUACACGAUGAUGGAAGAACUGCAUAGCCUGGACCCCCGGCGACAGGAGCUGUUGGAGGCUCGUUUCACUGGGGUCGGUGUGGCAAAGGGAUCGGGCCAGAAUCAGAAUGAAUCAUCAAACCAGAGUCUAUGCAGUGUUGGCUCUCUCAGCGACAAAGAACUAGAGACUCCUGAGAAGAAGGCGAAUGACCAGAGAGCUAGAAAGCGGAAAGCAGAACACUUUGACAGCAGCCAAGGCAAAGCUGGAACACGAGGGCAUAAAAUUAGUGACUAUUUUGAGUUUGCGGGAGGUAGCGGCCCUGGUACCAGCCCUGCUCGAGGGAUUCCACCAGUGGUCCGCUCUUCCCCACAGCACUCUCUCUCCAACCCACCUGUCACGGUCCAGCAGGGAAGCCCAUCAUCUGUCAGCUCAGCCAACACAGAGCACUCGACUUGUUCACUGAAGCCUGCAGCUAUUCAUAUGCUCCAUAAGGCCACGCAAUCUGACCUUACAAUAGAGAAACUAACAGCAAUGGAGAACAACAAGAAUUCUGACCUGGAGAAGAAGGAGGGCCGAAUAGACGAUUUGCUGCGGGCGAAUUGUGAUCUGAGGCGACAGAUUGAUGAACAGCAGCGGAUGCUGGAGCGGUACAAAGAACGGCUGAAUAAGUGUGUGACCAUGUCCAAGAAACUGCUAAUUGAAAAGUCCAAACAGGAGAAGAUGGCUUGUAGAGACAAAAGUAUGCAGGACAGACUCAGACUGGGCCACUUCACCACAGUGAGACAUGGAGCAUCUUUCACGGAGCAGUGGACAGACGGAUACGCUUUCCAGAACUUGAUCAAGCAACAAGAAAGAAUCAACUCGCAGCGAGAGGAUAUCGAGCGACAAAGGAAGCUGCUGGCCAAACGAAAGCCGCCCUCCAUGGCUCAGACGCCUCCCCCAAGUCUGGAGCAAAACAAACGGAAAAGCAAAGCCAACGGAGCUGAGAGUGAAGCGUUAUCACAGGCAGAAUAUCAUGAACAGGAAGAGAUCUUCAAGCUGAGACUCUGUCAUCUAAAGAAGGAGGAGGCCGAGAUCCAGGCAGAGCUGGAAAGGUUGGAGCGGGUUCGGAAUCUGCACAUCCGAGAGCUGAAAAGAAUCCAUAACGAGGAUAAUUCACAGUUUAAAGAUCACCCCACGCUAAAUGACCGAUAUCUGCUACUCCAUUUACUUGGACGAGGAGGGUUCAGUGAAGUUUAUAAGGCCUUUGACUUAACAGAGCAAAGAUAUGUGGCGGUCAAGAUCCAUCAAUUAAACAAAAACUGGCGGGAUGAGAAGAAGGAGAAUUACCACAAACAUGCCUGCAGAGAGUAUAGAAUCCACAAAGAGCUGGACCAUCCGCGAAUAGUUAAACUCUAUGACUACUUCUCGCUCGACACUGACUCGUUCUGUACGGUGCUGGAGUACUGCGAGGGCAACGACUUGGACUUCUACCUGAAGCAGCACAAGCUCAUGUCGGAGAAGGAGGGUCGCUCCAUCAUCAUGCAGAUUGUCAACGCCCUCAAGUACCUCAACGAGAUCAGACCACCCAUCAUUCACUAUGACCUUAAACCUGGGAACAUCCUUCUAGUGAACGGAACGGCUUGUGGAGAGAUUAAGAUCACAGAUUUUGGGCUGUCAAAAAUCAUGGAUGAUGACAGCUACAACUCGGUGGAUGGGAUGGAGCUGACAUCGCAGGGAGCUGGGACCUACUGGUACCUGCCCCCCGAGUGUUUUGUGGUUGGGAAAGAGCCCCCCAAAAUCUCAAACAAGGUGGAUGUGUGGUCUGUGGGAGUUAUUUUCUACCAGUGUUUGUACGGUCGCAAGCCCUUCGGCCAUAACCAGUCACAGCAGGACAUCCUGCAGGAGAACACCAUUCUAAAGGCCACGGACGUGCAGUUUCCCCCAAAACCUGUUGUCACACCAGAAGCUAAGGCAUUCAUAAGGCGCUGUCUUGUCUACCGGAAGGAGGACCGCAUCGAUGUGCACCAGCUGGCCAGCGACCCUUUCCUCAUGCCACACAUCCGCAAGUCGGUGGGCUCCUCAGGCAGCUCGAGCAUGGCUGUGGCCUCCACAUCUAGCUCCUCCAACAGCAGCGCCUCGAAUUGAGACUCUCCAAAGACUUGACUGGCACGUAUAUAAAAGUGUGGGAUGGAGUGGGGCACGGGGGGGUGAUGCCACAUAUUCACCCCCCCCACCUCUGGAGAAAAAAGGCAUCCCACCUUGCCAUGAAUUUGAAAGAAUUUCGCCCAACGAUGGCUCGAAGUGGAGGCGACGCCCUCUGGUGUCCACUCAGACUAGCCUGCUGCUCUGUCCACUCGGUGGCAUCUGCGGUUCUGGGGGUCAAAGCCCUGGAGGCAGUUACGGUUUGGCACAGUGGUGACGCGGGGUUCUGUGUUUGGGAUUGUUCAAAAACAUAACACACAAACUGCAGUGCGACACUGCUUUCGCUUGGCUCGGAUAGACUGACGGCCUCUUCCAGACACACAAACGCAUGCACGAGCCAUUCCAAUGGUGGAGAGCCCGACACCCCCUUCCCUGCUCUAACAUUCAGUUUCUUUCCCAAACCAGCGGGGCCUGUUUAUUGCAUCCAAUCCUCCUAUCUGUAAGCGGCAGCUCCACUUAAAUCAUACACCUAGACUGUGUGUAAUGGGGAGAAAACCCCCAUCCACUUCCUCCUACGCCCCCUCCCGCUCUCCCUCCCUGCUUUUCUCCGUCAAACUCCUGUGACCAAAGCUUUUAACUUCCAGCUGAUGGCGCUGUUCCACCUUUUUUUUUCUUCUAAAGAACGCUUUUGCAGUUAGUUGACGUGGAGUGGAAGCAGAUUAGGAACCCUUUUACUUUUUUAGACGGUAAAAAAAACCUCCCUUUUAACAAGUUUUACAAAGAAAGCUGUUUUUUUUUUUUUUUUCAAGUUGCCUUUAAUUGAAAUUGUUACUGCUUUUAUUGCCCCUCCUCCCCCGCACACCUUCCCUUGACCCACCAACAAACACACAUAUUUAUUUAGGUAUGUUUGAAUUUAUUUUUGGCCAAUGACAUGCGAGGGACUGGUUCACGAAAACUGUUCGGGGGGGGGGAAGAGUUGGGCCUUAGCAGGAAGUUGCAGAAACCAUUAAAUACUAUUGGUUCCAAUGUGUCCUGGUCUCCUCUGUUACUCUUUAGAGUUGCAUCAUGAGUGGGAACUUGGAUCAUCAUAAGCUCCUUCUAGUCUUCAGAAAUGUGUUGUUUUUCCAGCAAGUGAAACUCAUUCAACCCUAGUUUUUCAGGCCUAUGUCCACACAAAUAAAGGUGAGGCUAGUCAAGUGAAAGCAGGUCCCUGAACCUCUAAAAUACUCCUCAGUGAAGCUGCUUUUCCCAUCAAAACAUUUGGUCAGAAUGGUGUGUCCAACACGUGUGAAACAACAUACGUGUGAUACUAAUAACUGCAUUCUAAUGCCCUUUGUCCUAUAUUUAAUGUGAUGAUUGUUCUCGUCUGCUUUUUUUCCAUGUGUCCUUCGAUUGGCUCUGUUUCACUGGCAGUUGUUCACUUGCAUCAGAUUUCUGGGAAACGCACCGUCAUUUAGCGAGAGCAGAGUUGGAGUGGAAAGUAGAUCGGCUCUGUCUGAGGUUAUUAUUCCACUGCUGUAAACGCCACCACUGGAGAUGCGCUCCAGAAGGUGGAUGGAUCUGAGUGGCGAUGCUGUUGCCACUGUGUUAGUAUGGGUUUUUUUAUCCUUAAUUCAUAUUUUGUGUUGAAGAUCCCAAGUUAAACCAGCAAAUGUCUGAGAUGAGAUGACCUGAAGUCCGGAACUGAUAAACAACAUGAGGUGGUACGCUGGUCUGGAGUCCAUAUGGACUAUGGCCAAAGUUCAUUCUUGCACAUACCAUCGAAAUCAAAGGGGAUCACCUUCCUUUGAUUCACUAUUUGGUCUGAAGAAGUCGGAUCAAUGCCUGGGUGCGAU